Molecule: messenger RNA, 516 nt
Organism: Engraulis encrasicolus (European anchovy)
Lineage: Eukaryota; Metazoa; Chordata; Actinopteri; Clupeiformes; Engraulidae
Product: low choriolytic enzyme-like
Exons: 5
Biological process (GO): proteolysis
Molecular function (GO): metalloendopeptidase activity; zinc ion binding
Source: RefSeq, a predicted model, not a curated record
AUGAGUAAAUUGUAUAUGCCACGAGUAGUUAAAAUGACAAAUCAUUCGUCGCGUGAGAGGGCGGUGAUUGAGAGAGGACUGCAGUCUUUUGCCCAGUCCACCUGCAUCCGCUUCUACAGACGAACUCACCAGAGAGACUACAUCCAUAUUCAGUCACGCAGCGGCUGCUGGUCGUAUAUGGGCUGCCAGGGUGGAGAGCAGGUGGUGUCGCUGGCCAGAAGUGGGUGCAUACAUCACUCAGUAGUGCAGCAUGAACUGCUCCACGCUCUGGGCUUCGACCACGAACAGUGCCGCAGCGACCGAGACCAACACAUACUCAUCUACUGGCAGAACAUCAUCCCAGAGUACAUAUUUGCCUUCAAAAAGAUCAACACCAACAACCUGGGAACGCCUUAUGACUACAGCUCAGUCAUGCAAUACGAAAGGUACGCCUUCUCUCGUAACCGGCAGCCCACUAUGGUCCCGUACCCCAACCCAAACGUGGCAUCCUCAGAGUCAAACGUCUCUAUGGCUGCA